Carassius auratus (goldfish) is the source of this 1249-nucleotide messenger RNA. RefSeq names its product adapter protein CIKS-like. The record is from RefSeq and is a predicted model, not a curated record. The transcript is spliced from 8 exons. NCBI's taxonomy places the organism in Eukaryota, Metazoa, Chordata, Actinopteri, Cypriniformes, Cyprinidae. Bases 26 to 1033 code for a protein of 335 amino acids. Gene Ontology annotation, biological process: positive regulation of canonical NF-kappaB signal transduction; humoral immune response.
CACAACCAUCCAACAUCUUCCACGGAUGGAGCAGCAUCACACCGUGAGCUACACUCAGCCCUCUCUGUCUGCGUUCUACACCCAUCAGACACCCUUCCCCAGCUGGGACGGUCCCGUCAGGGCGGGUUCACCCCACAGCCUGCCCUCCUUCCUCCCGUCUGCCAUGUACCACGUGCUUUCAGAGGACGGCUCGUUUUUGUCCAGCAGGCCGCACUCUCUUCCAGGCAGCUGUAGUCCGAGUCUGGAGAGUCUGGAGUAUCCUAGAUCCCUGCGCUCGUUUUCUCCAUCAGCGAGCAUGUACCACCACCCCUCGUACCCUGAGACUUACCUGCGGCCGCCGUGCCCCCCGCCGCCUCACAUGAUUCCCCUCCAUCACUGCAGCUCCAGAGCCGGACAUCAGCCGCCCUACAGACCCUCAGGCCUGACGCAGUACAGACACAUGGACACACGCUUCUCUGAAAAUGGAAAUGCAUCUGUGAACUCCAGACAGGCCAGUCAGUGUGUCACACACCUGCCACAGGAACAGAGGAAAGUUUUUGUCACGUAUGAAGCCGACAGUGAAGAGCACUUGAAGGAGAUCAUUAAGUUCGUGUCUUUGCUGAGGAACAACGGCUUUGACACGCAUAUUGAUGUUUUCGAGCAGCAGCUGAACAGCAUCAGUAAGAUUGACUGCAUGGAGCGAUAUCUCAAUGAGAAAGAUUACCUGAUCAUCAUCAUCAUCAGCCUGAGGUAUUACGAGACCAUAUCAGGCAUGAAUAUCAGCGUGGAGGGCGACGAGAGGACCUCAAACACCGUGUACAUCCACAAACAGCUGCAGAGUGAAUUCAUUCAGAACGGUUGCAGGAACUACAGGUUCAUUCCUAUUCUGUUCCCGGGGGCUAAAAAGUGUUACGUUCCCACCUGGCUGCAAAACACGCACGUCUACAGCUGGCCGAAAGAUCGGGACGAUAUUCUGCGCAGGUUAAUGCGUGUGGAGAAAUACAACCCUCCUCCCAUCGGCCCUCUGCCGACCAUCGUCUCCAUUCCUCUUUAGAGAUCACCUACUACUUGACUAAUGACCGAGAACCAACACCAGCCACCAUUAACAUCUGCGUUUCCACUUAUUUGAUCAACUACUGAAAGUUAAAGGAAUUGGUUCAGCCAAAAAUGCUGGAAAUGUGCUCAUUCUCAAGCCAAAACUUGCUAAAAUACAAGUCCAUAAUCCAUAAUAACACUUCCUCCAGUGAAAAAUUGCAUCUUUUGAUGUUAA